AGCACUUGCACUAAAGAAUAUUAAAUCAAAGAAGUAAUAUUUAAGAGAAAAGAAAAAAAAAUGGACCCAGAGGAGACUUUUCCAGCCCCAACAGGCCCGUGUCAUUGGCGGUUCAGGUGUUGGACCUCCCCUGGUUCAACCUGGGCGAGUUAAUCCAGACAGGAACCGAGCGCUGAGAGGUCAGCGUCGUCACGACCUGGCGUGGUCAGACAAUAUGAUUGACCGGGCUCAGGUCAGAGCAACCGACCGAUCCAGUGGAGCCCCCAAAAAACUGGGGACCGGACCCAUUGAUGGCGAACUCAUUGUCUAUCGUGAUAGGAGGAUUUGACCGCGCCUGGUCUUUGAGUCUCCACCGGCGAGGAUCGUUUAUUGAACCUGCGCGGCCGGGGAAAGCAGAACGGGGAGUCUGGCAGCGGAGCCUGUGCUGUUGCGGUGACUUUGUCCGCUUGCGUACGUUAAGUCCGACUUUUUUUUUUAUUUUAAUUUUUUUUUAUUUUUUGUGUGCUAUUUUUCUGUCCACGGUUGAGGUUGCAGUCGUACACGAGUUGCACUCGUGGUCUUACCGGAAUUUCCUCGAUUGGGAGAAACGGGGGAUGGCGCUCCUGGACAAGGAGGCUGGUGAUCUUGGGAGGGGCCAAGGCACAAGAAAUCAAAGGGUCGCAACGCCAAGCGUGGUGGCCACUGUUUACCGAGCAAGCGACUGGAGAUACGAUGCGAUCAAAUCAAGGGCACCGGAUCAGCUGCUGAUCGUGUCAGAGAAGUGUCGCAGGAGCGUUGGCUGUCAGCAUGGGCUGCAGUCCUGUCAGCUAUCGGUCUGUACGAGGCGUGUACCAUGAUGACCCUAUGGACGACGAAGGCGGAAGGGAAACGAGAGGCCUGGGAUGGCCGACCGAGCCACGGUCCGGUUGCAGUCCAGAUUGAUCCAUUUUA
Messenger RNA from Aspergillus steynii IBT 23096, 930 nucleotides. RefSeq lists its product as uncharacterized. Bases 291 to 836 code for a protein of 181 amino acids. The transcript has a single exon. The record is from RefSeq and is a predicted model, not a curated record. NCBI's taxonomy places the organism in Eukaryota, Fungi, Ascomycota, Eurotiomycetes, Eurotiales, Aspergillaceae.